AUGGACAAUGCAACUGCAAAAAAAAUUUAUGCAAAGUACCAUCGCGUGGCAGAUGAGGCGAUGCACGUCGGGCCGCCCUUGGACUUAUCUUUCAAAAACGCCAACUCAUUAGACGAAUUGCUCAAUCGAAGAGUCCAUGCUCAUCGUACCGGAAAACGGCCGGACAAGUCGUGCGGGAAUCGGUACCUCACCAGUACCUUGUGGCUGAGUAACAACCUGUUCGCCUCGACCGCCAAAUUGGAGGAUUUGGCAAACAAUUUCCUCGAGAAGCCACUGGACCUCAGAUGGCUUGACCUUUCCUACAACAGGAUACACAACCUCGACGACGAUCUAGUGAAAUUCAAGAGCCUGAAAAUUCUCUAUCUUCACGGUAACGCCAUCAACGACAUGAAAAGCAUCGUCAAACUUCGUUACCUGCCCAAUCUGAGAUCGUUAACACUUUACGGCAAUCCUAUUGAGAAAUCGCCCUGCUACAGGCGAUACGUGGUAGCUAUAUUGCCACAUAUCUCGAACCUAGACUUUUCACCAGUCAUCGAUACAGAGAAAAAAAGGGCGCUGCCCACUGGAUUUCACAAAACAAUACGACCAGCUUUAUAA
Molecule: messenger RNA, 597 nt
Organism: Copidosoma floridanum
Lineage: Eukaryota; Metazoa; Arthropoda; Insecta; Hymenoptera; Encyrtidae
Product: leucine-rich repeat-containing protein 51
Molecular function (GO): protein binding
Source: RefSeq, a predicted model, not a curated record